Molecule: messenger RNA, 620 nt
Organism: Malaya genurostris
Lineage: Eukaryota; Metazoa; Arthropoda; Insecta; Diptera; Culicidae
Exons: 1
Coding region: 138-548 (136 amino acids)
Source: RefSeq, a predicted model, not a curated record
CAAGAAAAAGACACGACAGUUCUGAACAAGCUGAUUAUUUGUGUGUCCGCUAAUCGUUUCAUCAUUCAAUUCAUUCAAAUUUAUUUAUUUGUUCAUUGCGCAGUUUUAUAUUCCUAUCGAAACAAAAACGCAAAUCCAUGUUCUCGUUUUUUAAAAGUAAGAAACCUAGCCCGGAUAACAGCCCCGCUGAGCCCAUUCCUGGUCCGAUUCCACCGACACCGAAGGAAGAUGAUUUCAUUUUCGUGGAACGCAAAAGUUCUAACCCACCCAGUGUAGCCGAUUCACCUUCACAUGGCAUUUAUCCAAGCAUCCCGGUAGCCACCGGUGCAGGUAGUACAGGCAUUGCCGCCGUACGACAGCGAAGUGAGGAGAAAACUAGCCAUAUUUUGCACGGGGUGCCAUUCAAACUUUCGCCCGGUCUGGCCAAGGACACCAGCAUGGAAGUUACGCAGUAUCAGCUCAACGAAAUACUAAACUUUAUCGGACGGGUAACGAAUGCUCAGCUCGGUUACGGUUUUAGUCUAGAGAGGAGUGUGUUAAACGAUUAAUAGAUUAUGUCACUGUAUGUAUUUCCUACGUUUAUGUUUAGUUAUAUCAAAUUAAAGAUUCUAUGAGAUAUA